CCUCAACACCACACACAUCCUCUUUACAAACCACACGCAACACCAUGUCGGCCGCAAUACCCUCCGUCGCCUGCCUCGGCGUCAUCGGCCGCAACAACAACCCCUUGCACAUCUCCAUCUUCCCAUCCUACGAUCCAACAGCCAACGCCUUCACGCCCGUCCGCAACCCGCUGCAGUUCUCUCUCCUACUCUCCUCGACAAUCGACGUCUUCGACCUGCGAUCCAAGAACAGCACGGCGUCGGGCGACUUUGGGCUGCUGCACGCCAUCGACGACCGCCUCGCGGCGUACGGCUUCGAGACCAACACGGGCGUCCGCAUGGUCUGCAUAGUGGACAUGCGCGGGCGACGCGUUGAAGCUGGCGGCAGCGCGGGCGCUGGCGGACCGUCGCAGUCCUCUACCUCGACGUCGUCAUCUUCCUCUGCGGCUGCUGCUGCGGCGGCGCGAGCGUCGAUGAGCAGCGUCGGCGCUGGGCUGCGGGAUGCGGAGCUGAGGCCGGUGUUUAGGGCCAUGCAGAGCGCGUACGUGAGACUGUUGCAGAAUCCGUUUUACGACCCUGAUGAGCAUGCGCCGCUGGGGGGCAAGGGCGGGCGGAGGAUCACGAGCAAGAAGUUUGGGGACGAUAUGAAGAGGAUAGGGGAAGGGUGGACGCCUGGGGUGACGGCCUUGUGAGCGAGAGGGGGGAGCGAGAGAAUGAGGGGAAUUAAAAAAAGUAAAGGCAUGGCGAUUGGGCAUUGCAUUGGCGUUUUAGGCAAGGAGGCUAUUUCCAUGAUAUCCGUUGAUAUAUCGAUUGUUUUGAUAUGGUGUGGAGCUGGCUGGAGUGCGAGAUUCGAUUUUGACAUUGGCCGACACACUAUUUCUUUCUGGGUGCCUGGCGAGUUUUUGUAGGAUUUUGUAAUUCUCAAUGUUGUUUAUAGUCUCAUCUUAGAAUACAUCUUUUCAAACGUCUAU
Molecule: messenger RNA, 950 nt
Organism: Trichoderma asperellum CBS 433.97
Lineage: Eukaryota; Fungi; Ascomycota; Sordariomycetes; Hypocreales; Hypocreaceae
Biological process (GO): endoplasmic reticulum to Golgi vesicle-mediated transport
Cellular component (GO): nucleus; TRAPP complex; cytoplasm
Source: RefSeq, a predicted model, not a curated record